Messenger RNA from Orycteropus afer afer, 336 nucleotides. NCBI's taxonomy places the organism in Eukaryota, Metazoa, Chordata, Mammalia, Tubulidentata, Orycteropodidae. The record is from RefSeq and is a predicted model, not a curated record.
AAUACGAGCUGCAGCGACCAGAGAGUCAUGGCAGGACAGGCAUUUAGAAAGUUUCUUCCUCUCUUUGACCGAGUAUUGGUGGAAAGGAGUGCAGCUGAAACUGUAACCAAAGGAGGAAUUAUGCUUCCAGAAAAAUCUCAAGGAAAAGUACUGCAAGCAACAGUAGUAGCUGUUGGAGCAGGAUCUAAAGGAAAGGGUGGAGAGAUUCAACCAGUUUGCGUGAAAGUUGGAGACAAAGUCCUUUUCCCAGAAUAUGGAGGCAUUAAAGUAGUUCUAGAUGACAAGGAUUAUUACUUAUUUAGAUAUGGUGACAUCCUUGGGAAGUAUGUAGACUGA